UAUUCUCGCCGCCCAAUUUAACCAUAUAUGGCCAGUCUGGCGGUUUGGCGAGCGGCUACAUCCACCCGGCGAAAAGUGGACACGAGACGUCGGUGUGCUCCCGAAACCAGUGAUUUCCUAUCGAGGUAAGUGAGAUAUUUACGGUAUAUGACAGCCGCGACACAUGUAGACAACACAAACAGUGUUAUGUUGGAAUAAAUAUAGUUAAGUGAAAAACCCCUCCGAGGCCGAAUUAGCCACUUUAAGAGCCCGUUUUGGCUAGUUGGGCCUUGCGUCAGUUAGCAUUUUAGCUAAGCGGCUCAGGCCUGUAAGAUGUAGUUUGCCUUAGCUUAGCACGAAACUAACACAGUCAACAGCGUAUUCAUCAAAACUGUUAGUCGUUCAACUUUUGUAUGACAAAACAUCUAAAUAAGUCAUUUUAGCUUCUGAGUCAGGGUGUUUUUUUCGUCACUGGGUUAUACGUCGUUCGUAUUGGCGGCAUCACCCGCCGGUAGCAUCAGCCGGGCUAACAGGCUUUCUGAUGUUCAACGUGCGAGCAGGUGGGACCGAGGAGCGCGAGCUGCAGCUGUUUAUAGGCUACCGGUAAUUAUCGAUACUUAGGCCUAUCGGUUUUUAACGUCAGGCCUGUUUUCACGAGAGCGUUCAAGUCACACCCUGAGUUUGUAUACUGGUUUAUUUCGACACCGAUUAAUCAGCUACAUUAAAUGAUUGGAAGAAAAACCUGUUACUGAUGUUUGAUAACCUGAUGUUUGGUUAGUAACACUUAACGGUACAAUAAUGACACGGAAACUGGGAGCAGAUGAGUGUCCUGUCAUAGUGGAAAAUGUCUGAUACUAAUAGUGAUCAACGUUGUAAAUCUCCAUGCCCCUCUUUUCUAAAAUAGCCUUGGACAACCAUGCCAUCCGACUUAGCCAAGAAGAAGGCAGCGAAGAAGAAGGAGGCUGCGAAAGCUCGUCAGCGCACCAAGAAACCUGAUGAAGGGAAUGAAGACGGAGAGACCCAGAGUAAUGGAGCAGAGAGCAAUGGUGAGAGAUGGACUCAUGUUCAACCCAUUUUUUUUUUAAAACUUGGCUGGGAUUAACUUGUUGUGUUUUGUAUUUUAUCUUUGUUGAAUUCAAGGAGCACUCCUUUCCUUUUUGUCUUAAAUCACAGCAGCUUCUGGGAUCGAGCAAGGGAGCAUUUCAGUUUAGAUUCUUAUCAUUAGUUAGCGCUGAAUAUACCCAAUUCUCUGCCCUCUAAUUCUUUCAGAGAAAGCAAAGCAGUAAAACGUGUCUUUUAUUUUUCAGGUGUUGCCAGUUUGACAAAGGAGCUGGAUGAAUUUGAGCUGGCGAAGACCGAGGCAAGGGCAGUGACAGGCGUGUUGGCGUCACACCCCAACAGCACUGAUGUUCACAUAAGCAGUCUGUCCCUCACCUUCCACGGCCAAGAGCUUCUAGCAGACACCAGCCUGGAGCUCAACUCAGGCAGACGCUACGGGCUCAUUGGCCUGAACGGCACAGGUAAAAGUCCUUUCCUUCCACCUGUAGGUAGUGAGAUGCCUGUACACCUCUCAAUAAGUGCAUACCCUGCCCGAUCCGUCCUUUUCACCUGUUUCAAAAUAUUGACAUAUUGAUUUUUUAAUGUUAAUCUUUUUUAAGAAGAUAGUUAACUUUGUUUUGUACUUGCAUUUGCCAGGUAAAUCCAUGCUGUUAUCGGCUAUUGGGCACCGUGAAGUUCCCAUUCCGGAGCACAUCGACAUUUACCACUUGACCCGGGAGAUGGCGCCCAGUGAAAAGACAUCCCUGCAGUGCGUCAUGGAGGUGGAUGAACAGAGGAUAAUGCUGGAGAAGGAGGCAGAAAGACUUGCCCAUGAAGACUGUGAGUUGAUUACUAUAUGGGGGGAGACUUAAUUAUUGUCACAGGCAAAGGAACAGCUCAAGAAAUCCAAGUACACAAACCUUAUUUUGAGCAAAGCUGAUAUGAGAAAAUAAACGUGCUGUGUAAACAAAUGUAACUGGGAGAAAUUGUCUUUCACAUUGAUUAAAGUGAGGAUUUUUUUCUUGUUGUUCUUGCACAGCUGAGUGUGAGAAGCUCAUGGAGCUGUACGAGCGUCUGGAGGAGCUGGAUGCAGACAAAGCAGAGGUGCGAGCCUCUCGGAUCCUCCACGGUUUGGGUUUCACGGCGGCCAUGCAGCAAAAGAAACUGAAGGACUUCAGCGGAGGAUGGAGGAUGCGUGUGGCUCUGGCCAGGUAAAAAAACAAGUGCAUUAGCUCUGAUUUUCAAUGCUUGAUAACACUCACAUGAGAGUAGUCCUCUAAAUUUGGAGGGCAUCCCAAUCGUAACCUUAAACUGAGAGGAUAAGCUUAAGAAAAAACAGGGAAUUCAGGCAGCAGAACUUUCAGUCAGGAGAUGUAUUUGGAUUUAGAUUUUGAUCAUUUUCUGUUUUUGUCCAGAGCUCUGUUCAUCAAGCCCUUCAUGCUGUUGCUCGAUGAGCCCACCAACCACUUGGAUCUGGAUGCCUGUGUGUGGUUGGAGGAAGAGCUGAAAUCGUAAGUUGACACCCACUUCCUCUCUUGGACGAGUCCAGUGUUUGAUCACAUAUCACUAAUCCGGCUUUUUUUUUUUUUUUUAAAACAUCAGGUUCAAGCGAAUCCUCGUCCUCAUCUCACACUCUCAAGACUUCCUGAAUGGUGUUUGCACCAACAUCAUCCACCUGCAUCAGAGGAAACUGAAGUACUACACGGUGAGAACACUCAACUUUACGUCAGAUCCUCAGAGGGCCUGGAUAAAUCUUAACCAGCCUCUGCCAUAUACAGCAUGAUCUCAUGAUGCCAAAUAAAGAAACCGGGGGAGGGCCGUUUUCUAAAUGUGCGUCUCUAUAUUCUGCUCACUCGGAUGACCAGGCAUAUCUAUUUUUGCUUUAAGGGUAACUAUGACCAGUAUGUGAAGACCAGAGAGGAGCUGGAAGAGAACCAGAUGAAGCGCUUCAACUGGGAACAGGACCAGAUAGCACACAUGAAGGUAAGUGAGAGACCCCUUGUGGUGGAAAGCAUUCACUGCAUAGACUGGAGCGUUCAGAGCAGAGCCUGUUAACGCAAAACCAAUAUCUAGGGGUGUCAUAUUUUAACGUAAUUUGCUUUAACAUUAUGAAAUCAAGUGUUAAAAUAAAACCUUAGCUGACUUUUAACGCGAAUAAUCCGUGUGUACAACAGUUUAUGUCAUACAGUUAUCAACACUGAAAACUAAGUUUCCACAGAAAUUGAAUUUCCAUUUUACGCGCCUCAAUUCUUCUGUGUAUACACUAAACCAAGUCUGUUUUCUUUCCCCUCUCUCCCGUAGAAUUACAUCGCCAGGUUUGGUCACGGCUCUGCCAAGCUGGCACGACAGGCACAGAGCAAAGAGAAAACGCUGCAGAAGAUGGUGGCGUCAGGCUUGACUGAAAAAGUCGUGAAUGACAAGGUAUGGUACUGACGUGGGUUGCUGUUAUGGCAACUGUUUUUGUUAGCUGUUUGUUAACUGUCCCACUCUAGCGUAUUAAUGAGACUGUACUCAUACCUACCUGUGCCUCUCCUCCAGACUCUGUCAUUUUAUUUUCCUCCCUGUGGGAAGAUUCCUCCUCCUGUAAUCAUGGUUCAGAAUGUGAGCUUCAAGUACAGUGACAACACGGUGAGUCUUGUUUGACCACGUUCUCCACACAGCUUUGUUCACUGAGAUCCUUAGCAUUCCCAAGUUGAACUUUUCAUGUUUCCUGUAGCCGCACAUUUACAAGAACCUGGAGUUCGGUAUCGACUUGGACACAAGAGUUGCACUGGUGGGGCCCAAUGGAGCAGGGAAGUCCACGCUGCUGAAGCUGCUGAUGGGAGAGGUUGGUACCGUUUAUUUCCACAUUAUCCUGCAGCAAUCUGAUCUUUACUUUGCAACAACAGAAAUAAAUGUUUUGUUUACCUAACAGCUCCUUCCCACUGACGGCAUGAUCCGCAAACAUUCUCACGUCAAGAUUGGCAGAUAUCACCAGGUAAACCAGAGAGAGUCUGUGUGUGGCACCUUUUUUUUUUUUUUAUGAGCAUGAAUUUAGUAAGAAGAGUAGAUGAAUGAGCUAAAUGGCUCUUGUCUUUGCUCAUGUUACAGCAUCUAACAGAGCAGUUAGAGCUGGACCUGUCUCCUCUGGAGUACAUGAUGAAGUGUUUCCCUGAGAUCAAAGAGAAAGAAGAGAUGAGGAAGAUCAUCGGUCGCUACGGGCUGACGGGAAAACAGCAGGUAGGAUUGGUGUGGUGUUGUUGGAUGAAUGGGAACUGGAAACUUGUUUUUUUUUUUUUCUUUUUAUUAGUCGGUACGUUUACAUGAAACUCCAGAAAAACAAAUAAUCAUCUUACUCCAAUUAAGACCGGACAAUUGGAAGUGCAGGUAAACUCCUUCGUCCGACUCCAAUCGGAGUUCUCAAACUCCGAUUGGAGUCGGUGAACUCCGAUUAAGACACCCAGAUAAUGCAAUUUGAAUUCGAUUUUCUCUACCAUGUAACUGGUGCAGUCAGAGUAUGAUCGGACAAUGCAUGUGCGCAUGAAUUUCAUCUGCUGAAAAAAUAGCGUGUACAUCAUGUAUGACAAAAACAACACUGUACGAUGCUCCAUCUUCUUGCACGAAAAUGCCCCGCAGCAGUUGUAGACACUUCUGUUGUCUGGCACGGACCUGCUGCUGCUGUUGUUGUUGUUGACGGUUGUAUGGGGUCAGAAACAGCGCAGCUGGAAAGACUCGUAUUGCCCCCCACGUCAAUUCAAUUUUCUCAGCUGCAUGUAUACGUGGACAAGGAGAGAAGUCAGAUUCAGCGAAAAAAAAAGAAUUAUGAGCUUAGUCCAAUUAAGCUGUGCAUGUAAACGCACUGACUGUGUGAAUUUGCUCCAGGUGAGUCCGAUCAGGAACCUGUCGGACGGUCAGAAGUGCCGGGUGUGUUUUGCCUGGCUGGCCUGGCAGAACCCUCACAUGUUGUUCCUUGAUGAGCCCACCAAUCACUUGGAUAUCGAGACCAUCGACGCGCUAGCAGAAGCUGUCAACGAGUUUGACGGCGGGAUGAUGCUGGUCAGCCACGACUUCAGGCUAAUUCAACAGGUAUAUGUUUGCCGCUUUAUCAGACGUGGUACCAAAAACCUCAGAAACAAACUCUCGAGGCCACAGCACCUUUUUUUUAAAUUCCUCUUUUUUUCCUCUAGGUGGCUCAAGAGAUCUGGGUGUGUGAGAAUCAAACCAUCACAAAGUGGAACAGGGACAUCCUGGCAUACAAGGAGCACUUGAAAUCAAAGAUCGAGAAGCAAACGCAUGACAUCUAAUUAAACCUGAUCACACUUUGAGCCACUCCUUUAUCUUGCAUCAUGGAUUUGACCUGCAGGCUCCGAGAGGACGAGCAAGAUUUUGUUUUGCAGGAAAUUGUCCGCUGUAGAACUGAAACAAUCUCUUAUGCAUCUUAUUGGACACGUCUCUUGUACAUGUCGUACUGUAUUUCCAUUUCGGUUUGACAGUGCUGCACCCACCCCAACUCCCCCCUGUCUCCCUCCACCUCAGGCUGCACUCUGAUUGGCUGAUUCACCUGAAGCAUCUCAGUGCAUUUUGGAAUGCAUUCCAUUGUGCUGUCUUCACAGAAAAGUUUUAUUUUUCCAAAUGUUCUGUUUUAUCCCCACAUGUAUGCAGCAGCUUUUAGGUCAUAUUUUAUGAUAUUUAAAAGUUGACUUUUUUUUCUGUGUAAAAGAGCAGUUCUGCCUUAUUUAACAAUGUAAUGCAAUAAAGGUUUGUCUGAAUAAACAGAACAUAAAAACAGCA
Xyrichtys novacula (pearly razorfish) is the source of this 5787-nucleotide messenger RNA. The record is from the annotation of a GenBank genome assembly. Lineage: Eukaryota; Metazoa; Chordata; Actinopteri; Labriformes; Labridae.